AUGGGUCUUCGUUCUUCAGGAAGUUUUGGUUCUUUGCAACAACAACUAUUUCAGAAUAGUUCAUCACCAAUCCAAACAACACCCCCUAUUCCAAGAAAACCCCCAAAAUUGUUUAAGGAGGAAGAGGGAUUGUUUCUCUGGAUCUGCAAGUUCGCCCCUCGAAAGAAUGUUGGGAUGUUGCUACACUGUGUAGUUUCUGCUGCAGCUUUUCUGUGGGUCUUGCAUGUUGGCAAAGGUUUGCUCUCUACACUUCUGAAUGCUUUUGAUUCGGCCGUUCCAUAUGUUAGUGCUUGUACAUUUCCUAAAUUUUCAUCCCUCAAAUCUGCUUUUCUGCCUUCUGCAAUGACUAAGUUUUCAACUCAUUUUCAGGUGAAGUUGCCGCAGAACAAAGUAAUAGGAUCAUGUCCGGUGUGCUACCUUCCUGUUGAACAAGCUAUUGCAUUAAUGCCUGAUGCACCAUCCUUUUCUCCUGGUGUUAGCAAUUUGACUUACAUCCAUGAAGAAAAUCAGAGUAAAGCCGAUUUUGGAGGUUCAGAUUUCGGUGGAUAUCCUUCGUUGUUCCAGAGGAAUGAUUCUGACAUAAGAGAGUCCAUGAGUUUUGUCAGAGGAAUCAGGCCUGGAGAUCAGACAAGUUUUGACAUUGAUGAUUCUAACCUUCUUGAGAUGGAAUCUUGUCAAGGUGUCGUGGUGGCAUCAACAAUAUUUAGUAUUGAUCUUUCAGUUCACUCAUUGUUACAUUUUCAUCUUGUAUCUAGUGGACUGCAGUUUUAA
Molecule: messenger RNA, 771 nt
Organism: Solanum lycopersicum (tomato)
Lineage: Eukaryota; Viridiplantae; Streptophyta; Magnoliopsida; Solanales; Solanaceae
Product: probable hexosyltransferase MUCI70
Source: RefSeq, a predicted model, not a curated record